GUGCUGCAAAAGCCUCUGGAUUUGGAACUGGAUUUGACAGCUGACAGCGGAGGGAAGGAUAAAAUCUCAGGUACAUGUGCCAGACUGUACAUUCUCCAAGUUAGUUCGACUCCAGUCGACCAGCAGGAACCCAAGACCUACAGAGAAAAUUACUUUAGUGAUGAUGAUGACGAAAUAUCUUCUGGCGAAGAGGAAGCAGGCGACCUGUCUGACAGCGAACCAAUCAGAACGAAGCAUCCACAUACCAGGCACAACCUGAAGCAACGUUUCGUCUCUUUGCUGAAACGCUUCAGGGUUCCAGAUUCAGAAGGAGGCCGGGGUGCUGACUUGGACAACCCUAGCGAUAUCCAGGCUCUGUUCCACGAGCUAGGAUCGCUGAGCUGCGAGGAGGAUUCGGGAAACGAACAGGACACCAUGUCGAUAUCCAGCACUCCCAAGCCUAGUCUACGCCCUUUUUUCAGCAGCAGCAAGAGUCUGUUGGAUUCGAAUAAUCUACCUUAUAUCGAAGCUGACAGGGUGGGAGAGGAGAAAACAGCUUCGGGUAGUGACGGUAAUGCAGAUGUUUGUUUUACCGACCCAGAAGGGCAGAGCGACCCUCAGACAGGAUCACCUCCAAGAGAACAGUCAGCUGGGUCGAGAAAACAGACUGGCGAAAGUGAAUUUAGCAACAUAAUGCAGGAAAUCAGCGAGAAAAAAUCGAAGUUGUUUAGGACUUCGGCGUCUUCGGCUAAAAAGAAAAACUCGCUGAGCGUCAGUUCGGAUGUACCUGUUCCAGAAAUCACUGUAAGAAAAGGUUUCAUGGAACAAAUAUCCAGACUGCUGCCCGUCGAGGAGAACCUGCUUCCAGACUGCGUAGUAUUGAUAUCAGGACCCGAGGCGAUGGCCGCCACCAUUACCAAUAGGUUAAGCUCAUUCCAGACGUACAAAGUGUUCCAUCCAACGUCCUCUGUCGAGGUGAAAGCAGUCUUAACGGCCGUGUUUUCGAAAAUACAGAAAUACUGUAAUAGCUGCGCUAAACCCAGCACACCCCUCAAAAUCGUGCUAGUCGGUGGCGAUGUCCUAACCGGAUGGUUCGUACGCCCCUACGUCGAGAUGCUGAGCAGCAAACCAUCCGAUUGGCUGUCGUACACGCGGCUCUUUGUCGUUCCGCUCGGUAACAGCGGCGUGUCGCGCCAUUUGGCAACGCUGGACAGCGGCUAUAUGACUUUGUUCCCUGCGGAGAACGAUCCAAAGGGAGACGAUAUUGCUCAAAGAUUAGUUAGAUAUACUUCUGUCCCUAUCACUGCUCCUCUGGCUCAACUUCCUAUUGGCGAAGCUAUGUUGACAUGUUACGACGAGACUAGUCAGUUAUUCAUUCCAUUUAUUAAUGAAGUAAGAGUUGGUCCUGCAGACCACGUUCUCUCAGUAUCUGUGGAUAUGGACGACAUCUGUUCCAGUCCCCCCGCUCCCUCACUAACCCCGCCCUCCUCCCCAAACGUUCAAGUGAGGGAAUCUCCAUGGGAACCGUUAGAAUUACAGAUCGACUAUUGGCAGAUGCCCAAGUUCAAUGAAAACCUCAUAAAGACUGACAAAGACAAAACUAAGCAGGACGGUAAGACGUCACUGAAGGGAGUUUUCAGGGGCUUGCAAGCGUCGCCGAGCAGUAAUGCUGGCCUGUGCGUCAAUAUGCACAUGGCCAGUAAAGAGAAAAAACAGAAAAUUAUGAGGCUGGGCAAGAAGAAAGAGAAGGAAAAAGACUCUGAACCUCGGAGUCAGAGUGUCGAAGGCGUGUCCAGGUUGAUAUGCUCUGCCAGGGCUUCGCAUACUGUCCCUAUGAGAGCUUUAUAUCGACGGUGUGGAGUUUGCAGGCGUCAAAUUCUUCCAGCUCAGCUCGACCUGGCAAACGCACGUCAAAAACUUGACAGUCUCCCUGGUGGGCGUGCCUUUGGCCAGCACCGAAAUGAACUGAACCGGCGCCAUCUGUCCGCGGCUGUUGCGAAGUAA
Sitophilus oryzae (rice weevil) is the source of this 1983-nucleotide messenger RNA. Its product is annotated as phosphofurin acidic cluster sorting protein 1-like. The record is from RefSeq and is a predicted model, not a curated record. Gene Ontology annotation, biological process: protein localization to plasma membrane. Lineage: Eukaryota; Metazoa; Arthropoda; Insecta; Coleoptera; Curculionidae.